AUGGCAGAUCUUCAAAUCCAUGCAAAUUUAGCAAUAGCAGCAGCAGCUGUUUUCAUCCCUGUUUGCACUGCUACAGUGGGACUGAGAAUCUAUGCUAGAAAUUUGAAGAAGGUGGGUUUGGGGGCUGAUGAUUAUUUGAUUAUGGCUGCUUUGGUAUGUUUAUUUGAAUCUUUAUCUGUAUCUGGAUUAUUCAAGUGGAUAAAAAUGAAUGUUGAUGUGAUAUGUAUGUAUAUAGGUCUUUGUGAUUGGGAUGGGCGUCGCUAUUAUGGCUGGUGAGUUAUAUAGAUACAUAUUAUCCUUUUGGAAAAGGGAAUAAGGAAACUAAUAUAGUAUUGGAAAAGAGGUCGGACUUAAACAACUUGGAUAUCCAGCCCCAGCCCCAUCAACUCAAAUCGGAAAACCAGAUUCAAACAUUGUACGUCCCCUCUCGCGCUCUUCACAUCGUCUCCCCUUCCUCACCCACGCCUAACAAAAACCAGGCAUUCUGGCCCGGCGAGCUCCUCCAAAUCCCAGCCCUAGGCCUCGUAAAACUCUCCCUCAUUCUCUUCUACCGGCGCGUCUUCACCCGCAACGCCGCCCCCCGCUUCAACAUCGUCACCUGGUUCAUGAUCCUCAUAAUUCUCCUCUGGACACUCUCGUUCUUCUUCUCCAUUCUCUUUAUCUGCGGCUUGGAUUUUGCUGCUUAUUGGACUAGUACGGUUGUGGAGAAGGCGCAUUGUGUGGAUACGGAUCGCUUGCAUAAUGCGUUUGCGAUUAGUGAUGUUGUGACGGAUUUUGUUAUUAUUUGUUUGCCGGUGCCGAUGGUAUGUUGUUUGGUUGAUUCUUCUUUGGGCUCUGUGAAUCUUUUUUUGUGGGAAGUGAUGGAUGGGGAAGGGAGGUGUGGGUGCUUUCACAUUGUGCCUCGCUCACUUCAUCCAUCACUCCUAACCCUAAAGACGGCUGGUUAUUCUGGGGAACAAGAAGUUCUGUUGCACAUCCGAGUAAUUGAUUAUCGAGAAAUCGUUCAAUUGGUUUCCCCAGUUGAAGGCGACAGAUUCAAUGGCAUACUCAUCGCAUUCAGAACUCACUUAGCUUUCUCCUCAAACUUCAAAUCCAAACCUAGUCUCAAUCACUAACCACCUAUCUAGAUUUUCGGUCUUCAUCUAACCGUGGCCCGAAAAAUAGGUAUUCUAGCCAUCUUCUCCCUAGGAGCCCUGUAAGUUAUCCCUACCUGCAUCAAGGAUUCCGUUGAUCCCAUUAAUACCAUUCAAACUAACACUAAAUACACAGCACCAUCGCCGCCUCAAUCGUCCGAAUGAUAGUAUUCAUCCAAGCCACAGCCGUAAACUACGAUCCACAUGCCGACUUCGAAUGUAAGUCUCUUCCCCUUCCCUUCCCAUUCCUACCCUUUCAUGCCAUCCGAACCCCAAACCCAAAAACUAACACCGACCCCCACCAAAAAAAGUCAUCUGCACCUCCGGCCUCUACUGGUCCAUGAUCGAAUCCGGUCUCGGCAUAAUCGCCGCCUGUCUCCCCGCCCAAUACGGUCUCCUCAAUACAAAAGGCGUGCAAUCCCUCGUCGCGAGCGUUCAAUCUGCUAUUUCGCUCCGCUCAAUCAGGAGUUCUUCUCAACAUCCCAGUUUGGAGAAUGCGAAUGGAAAUAGUGAAAGAAUUGGAAAUGGAGAAAGAAAUAUGUUUGGUCAAUAUGCGGGAAUGCAAUAUAUGCAGAGAGAAACGAAGAUGGAACCGUGGAGUAUGGGUCAUGGAUAUGGACAUGGACAUAGGGGUGUUAAUGGAAGUAGAAGUGCAAAUGGAAGUGAGACGCAGCAUAUUACUGCGCAUGCGGAGGGACCGGCGAGGUAUGAGAGGGAGGGGGAAUUGGAGGAGGGGAUGGGGGAUGGGGAUUUCAAAGGGAAGGGUGGGAUUGUUGUUACGAAUAGUUUUGAGAGUAGAGAGGGGUUGGCGUAA
Molecule: messenger RNA, 1947 nt
Organism: Sclerotinia trifoliorum
Lineage: Eukaryota; Fungi; Ascomycota; Leotiomycetes; Helotiales; Sclerotiniaceae
Source: the annotation of a GenBank genome assembly